GAAACAUCUACCUAUCUAAUCAGCUUUUAACAUCUCUUUUUCCCAGAUAGAUUAUUUUACACUCAUCAUUUUCGUAUGUUUUUGAAUUUUCACGCACACCAAGAACAACAAAUUCUGUAGCCACAUUUUUUAUUUUCGAUUUCGUGUAUCAAAUUAUCGAGUCUGGUAGAUAGAAUUAAGGUGAAAGAAAUGCCUAGUGUAGCUGUCAAACUAUACAGCGUCUUCUUCAAAUUCCUGUUGAAACAUCGAUUACAAUCCCGAUUUCAAGCCCUAAUUGACGAGACUAGUAAUCCCGAUGGUUUCGGCGUUUCGACCCGACCCGAUGAGUCGAUCGCCGCCGCGAAUCCGUCGUUUUUCGACGGCGUUGCUACCAAGGACAUCCACAUCGAUCCUUUCACCUCUCUUUCGAUUCGUAUCUUUAUUCCUGACACGUGUUUAGCUUCGCCGCAACAGUCUAAGUCUAAAGCUAGGGGCUUGAUCCGAUCCGAGUCGGGUUUCGGAUCUUUUGAGGAUCCGAUUAGGCGGACUAGUUAUGAUCCGAGUAGUGUGACGAGUAAACGUGAGGAGGGUGUUGGUAGUCGGCGGAAUAGUUAUGCGUGUGUUGGAAGUGAUGAUUCGAGUGUGAAAUUGAAAUUGGAGAAAGGGGAGAGUUAUCAGGGGUAUUUACCGAGUGGGAGAGAGAAUUGUAGGAAGUUGCCUGUGAUGUUGCAGUUUCAUGGAGGGGGUUUUGUGAGUGGGAGUAGUGAUUCGGUUGCCAAUGAUUUGUUUUGUAGGCGGAUUGCGAAAUUGUGUGAUGUUAUAAUUGUGGCGGUUGGGUAUAGGCUUGCGCCUGAGAAUAGGUUUCCCGAUGCGUUUGAAGAUGGGAUGAAGGUUUUGCAUUGGUUGGCCAAACAAGCGAAUUUAGCUGAGUGUAGUAAGAGUAUGGGGAAUGUGAGAGGGGGAGCGGAAUUGAGGAAAGGGGAAGUUCAGGGGCAUAUUGCUGAUGCUUUUGGUGCGUCAAUGGUUGAGCCGUGGUUGGCUGCUCAUGGUGAUCCUGCCAGAUGCGUCCUACUGGGGGUCAGUUGUGGUGCAAAUAUUGCUGAUUAUGUGGCUCGGAAAUCUGUAGAAGCUGGAAGGCUUUUGGAUCCGGUUAAGGUUGUUGCACAAGUUUUGAUGUAUCCAUUCUUCAUUGGAAGUGUUCCAACACAUUCUGAGAUCAAACUGGCUAAUUCCUACUUCUAUGACAAGGCGAUGUGCAUACUUGCAUGGAAACUAUUUUUACCCGAAGCGGAGUUCAGCCUAGACCACCCUGCUGCAAAUCCUCUUAUUCCCGAUAGGGGGCCGCCUCUGAAGCGCAUGCCCCCCACACUAACAGUGGUAGCAGAGCAUGACUGGAUGAGAGAUCGAGCCAUUGCUUACUCAGAGGAACUUCGUAAGGUGAACGUUGAUGCACCAGUUCUGGAGUACAAGGAUGCAGUUCAUGAGUUUGCUACCCUGGACAUGCUCCUUAAGACACCUCAGGCCCAGGCAUGUGCCGAGGAUAUUGCUAUAUGGGUAAAGAAGUAUAUCUCGCUUCGAGGUCAUGAAUUCUCCUAUUAAGCACAAGAAGUCCAGAAUCACGUAGAGGAGCACCAACUACUUGCAUUUCUGAUGUAUAUUAUAGGAUGGGCUUCAAUCCAUCAACUUGCUGCCAUUGACAAUUUGUUUGUAGCUUGAGUAGUUGGUUGUCCCUAGCUUCAGGGUUCUUCCACGGUUUUGUGGUUGGUUCUUGUGCCUCUGUUAAUUUUUUGUAAUAUAGAGUAUUAUUUGUGUAGGUUUAGUUGAGUUAUGAGAUGCAAUAGUUUUGUGUUCUCUUUAGGUGAGUCUGAUCACUAAGACACCUUACCAUAAUUCUUUUGUUGUGUAUGAAUAUAAACCAUUAUUUAUGAGUAGAAUUCAUCUGAAUGAAUUUUCCCACA
Messenger RNA from Daucus carota subsp. sativus, 1937 nucleotides. RefSeq names its product probable carboxylesterase 16. The transcript is spliced from 2 exons. NCBI's taxonomy places the organism in Eukaryota, Viridiplantae, Streptophyta, Magnoliopsida, Apiales, Apiaceae. The record is from RefSeq and is a predicted model, not a curated record. Gene Ontology annotation, molecular function: hydrolase activity. The coding region runs from base 190 to 1578 and encodes 462 amino acids.